AUGGCGACCGGAGGUGCAUCUGCUCAGUCAAGUACCGAAGAAGACGCCACAGAACUACAGUUCCCUAAAGGUUUGGUUUCACCUGUUGCCUUUUUCGCCACUAGAAAACGAUAUUUCUCUCUCGGGUACUUGGUGCUAGUUGUCAGUUUAGGCGUUGAAUGAGCUACAAUUUGGAUGAUAUGUUGUCUCUUUCGUUCAAUUGAAGGUGGAAAAGCGCCACUAUGAACUAAAGAACCUGAUGUGUGAAUUACUUUAUGGGAAAUAUAGCUUAGGCAUUUUACUUGUUUAUUUUCUCAUAACAAGAUAUUGCCACGAAAACUAAGAUGUAUUAACUUACCUUAAUGUGACCUAAAUAUUAAAAGAUAGAGCGUAACACAUUUUUGUCUAAAAAAAUGAAUAGUCUAAGUGAAGGCUAAACUUUUGUGAAGCGAGAUCUAAAAAUUGAUGUUUGCUUCUCCUCUUUUGAUCUCAAGAGGGGAGGGGAGAAAAGAGAGGGUUGCAGAACACCCUACCCAAAGAUUCUAAAGAAAAAAUGUACUUUAUGUCAAUGUAUUUAGCACAAAAGUAGUAUUAUUGGGGACACUAUUUUUACGUCUCCAACUGGAAACAGGACUGCCAUUUUACAUGGUCAUCCGAGCUAUGCAAAGGUCUAGCUGCUUGUAGUGCAAAGGCAGUACCUUCAUUUCUUAGUUAUUUUAAGACCCUGAGUAAUGGUCCGGUCCUGGGAAUUGAACCUCUGACUGAGCAAAUCUUGAUAAUAUAAUAGUAACUUAAUGUAAAACCUUUUCCCUCAAUACCCAACACCAGAGUCCAAACCCUAUUUGGGAGACUGACAGAUUUCAAUAAACAAGAAAGGCAUCAAAUUCUCUUGCAGAGUUUGAAAGUGCAGAAACUCUUCUAAACUCAGAGGUUUACAUGUUGCUGGAACACAGAAAGACACAGAAUGAAGGUGCUGAAGAAGAGCAAGAACUGUCAGAAGUUUUCAUCAAAACUUUGAAUUAUACUCAAAAGUUUAGUAGAUAUAAAAACAGGGAGACAAUAGCUCAAGUCAGAAGGUAAGGAGACUCUCUAGACUCUAGACUGUUAUGGACACUUAUAAAUUUAUUUACAGACACCUUAAGAACAUUCUCUUACUUGUAAACUUCCUUUUUCAUCUUUGUUGCAGUUUGCUAGGUAAGAAAAAGCUUCACAAGUUUGAAUUAGCCUGUUUGGCUAAUUUAUGUCCAGAGACGGCAGAGGAGGCAAAAGCUUUAAUUCCAAGGUGGGUCUCGUUGUCUGUGUAUUUCUUUUUAAUCCCUUGUAUUGAAGGCAAAUGAGUAUAUUACCAAGCAAGAAGUUAUAUGGUAGAGUUGGCCAUUAUUUAUACUGAGCGAAUUUAAUGGCCUCUUGUUAAUCCAAAAAUUAACUUGAUACCUAUGAUGAAAAUGCUAAAAAGCAAUGGUUAAUUAAAAUAACAAACGUGAAUAAAAUUAUUUUGAGUUGCUGGUCUGUUGCAUUGUUUACGUACAUAAGUUGCAUUAUUUAAGCUUAGUUGCUGUUGUCGUUUUUUCUUUUUCAUGACAAUUAGUGAGAAACCAUUAUUACUGAGCAAUAAAUAAUAAUAUUGAGAGGCUAUAGAAUGAGCAUCUCAUGGAAUCCCUGUACGGUGUCUUUCCAUGGCUUCCAGGUCAAUGUAUUUCAGUGAGUCAUAUAUUCACAAUGAAAACUCGCUCAGACCAUGUGGCCCAAAAUGUAUAGGCUGCACAGAACAGUAAGGCCUAGAGACUAGGCAAGAUCAAUACCAUGCUAAUACAAGGCUGUGCUGUAGCAGAGUCCACUGGCCCCUGGUGCCUAACUUUUGCCCUUGGGCGACUAGAAAGUCUUACUUUUAUUGUACAAAACAGGCUGGGCACCCUUGAUUUUACAGAUUAAGCAUGCUGGGCUUCCUUCAGUUUCCCUUAGAGCACAACCUUGUAAUAUCCACAUACAAAUUCUCCAUACUAAUCCCCAUACAUUUCCUGAAAGAAAUUGUUGGGAGAAUUUGAUCAAAGAUCAAGGCAUUUUCUCUUGGUGAUCAUUUUCCUUGAUUCUCUUAACCUUUUCUCUGAAUUCUGCAGUGAUAAUGUUGUGAGAUAAUUGUAGUUGGUCACUCUUGAGACUCAACCCUUUAAACCCUAACAUCAAAAUUCAAAUUCUCAUUUGUUAUCCCUAUACGUUUUCAAUAGGAGUAGUCCGGAGAACUUGUUGAUGUAUCAAUAGAUUCUUGUGUGAUCAUGUUCGUAAUUCUCAUGACCACUCUGUUUUACAAAGCAUUGAUAUUACAAGGAGAAAUUUGAUGCUGAUCACUCUUGGGGCUUAAAGGGUUAGUAGGUUAAACCAUGCAAAAAUGCAGUUUUUAACUUCCAAGGAACAGAGGAAACUGACUGGUUAAACGUCCACCCUCAACCAACACUGUUUUAUUUUCUUUUUCGUAGUUUGGAAGGAAGAUUUGAUGAUGAUGACCUUCAGCAGUUUCUUGAUGACAUUCAGACCCACAGGAGCUUUCAAUACUAA
This is a messenger RNA of Porites evermanni, 2532 nucleotides long. Lineage: Eukaryota; Metazoa; Cnidaria; Anthozoa; Scleractinia; Poritidae. The record is from the annotation of a GenBank genome assembly.